UUAACGCUCACGUUUAUUUGGAGAUUGUUGACAAGAAGUACGCAUGUGGCUAUUCGGGUUUGACAACGGCCACUCCUGUUAUGAAAGAGCCAAACGCUUUUUAUUUACUUCUAGUGAGAAAACUAAGAUCUCUGCUGCUUUUCUGUUUAUUUUAACUUGUGUGAUUUGUCACCGAAGCUGUUUUUUUUAAGUUUGGGAGGCACAGUGUAUUAAAUGUAUGGAGCCACGUGGAAUUGUGAAAGCUUUCCCUAAAGUGAAGAGGAGAAUUCCAGAGCCUCAAAAAGAAGAGCUGAACAAAAAAAUAAAACCAGAGACUCCAAUAUCAGGUUGGCUCAAUGGAUUAAGAGCAUACAUCAUCCAGGCAGGAAUUGGCAGUGCCAGGACAACAAUCUUUCAGAAUCAGAUACUCCAGAAUGGUGGUAGCAUUGAAAACACAUUCUGCUCAGAUGUUACUCACGUGAUAGCUGAUGAAUCAAUGGAUCCAGAUCGUGCUUUGCGGUUAUUAAAAAUUGAGAAGCUACCUCCUUCAGUGCAAGUAUUAAAAUCGUCUUGGCUGAGCUUGUGCAUCACUCAAAAAAGAAUACUAGAUACUACAGGCUACAAUCUCUUCACGUCAGACAGGUAUUUUGAUUCCAAUCAACCAACUGAGUCUAAUCCCGAAGCAUUGAAAGGAAAUGAGAGCAAACAGGUGACCAAGACCGUCCAUGAAAAAGAGCCAGUGGAAAAUGGGACCAUUUUACAGUACCAGCUGUCUGACAAUGAAGCAAGUGAUGAUGAGGAUGAAGCUGUGAACCACAGUGACCUGCAGGCUCUUAUUAUUGGCCACUCUCCACUGAAGGAAUCAGACUCUGGUAUAACAGUUCCCUCUGUUGUGGGAAAAUGGGUUUGUGCUCAGUCUUCUGAGUCAAAGAAAGAGAAUUAUAACAAGCAUAUUACGGACAAACUCGAGGUACUGGAAAAAUCCUACAGUCACCAAGGGGACAAAUGGAGAGCGCUGGGAUAUGCCAAGGCUAUCAAUGCUCUUAAAAGUUAUUCUAAAUCUGUCACUUCAUAUGAGGAAGCAUCCCAAAUUCAGGGCAUUGGGAAAAAAAUUGCAGAAAAGAUAAGAGAGAUUCUGGAGAGUGGUCAUCUUCGCAAGUUAGAUCAUAUAUCAGACAGUGUGCAGGUGCUGGAACUCUUUUCUAAUAUCUGGGGGGCUGGAGCCAAAACUGCACAGAUGUGGUAUCAGCAGGGAUUCAGAACACUUGACGACAUUCGUUUGAAAGCUUCCCUUACAAGUCAGCAGACAAUUGGCUUGAAACACUACAAUGAUUUCUUGGAUCGAAUGACACGUGAAGAGGCAGGAGAGAUAGAAAAAACGGUGAAGGACAUGGCCUUGUCUCUGAACCCUGGCUUGAUCGCUGUAGCGUGUGGCUCAUAUCGAAGAGGAAAAGCAACCUGUGGAGAUGUCGAUGUCCUUAUCACACACCCUGAUGGGAUAUCCCACAAAGGAAUAUUUAGUAGAGUCUUGCAUGGACUUCGGCAAAAUGGCUUCCUAACAGAUGAUCUGGUCAGCCAUGAGGAAAAGGGAAAUCAAAAGAAAUACCUUGGAGUCUGUCGUCUCCCAGGACCUGACCAUAAACACAGGAGACUUGACAUCAUUGUGGUGCCUUACAGUGAAUUUGCCUGCGCUUUGAUGUACUUUACUGGUUCAGCACACUUCAACCGUUCCAUGCGGGCACUGGCCAAGACCAAGGGGAUGAGUCUUUCUGAACACUCCCUCAACAGCAGUGUUGUCCGCAAGGGCAAUGUGAAAAUAAGCACUGGCUUCCCACUCCCCACUCUGACCGAGAAGGAUAUUUUUGACCACCUUGAACUGCCUUACAGAGAGCCUCAUGAAAGAGACUGGUGACAAUUGUAAGGAUAACUGCAUUUAGUCUUGUCUUCUGAUUUUAAGCAAUUUAACUGAAUGCUCUGUGUCUUGAUUGAGAAUUGAAGGAUUAAGUGAAUAUUUAUUGCUCUACAGUGAAACUCUAAUAAUGAAAUGUAUAUGUCAGUAUCUUUGCACAUUUAUAAUACCUGUGAUAUUUUAAAGUAAAUUGAUCAAGACUUUUAGCAAUGUAGGACACAAUUACAAAUGAUUUUAAAUGCUGCAUUUAAAAUACUUGACAAUGAUUGUCAGCACAAUAUACGUGCUUAUUUGAGAAAGGGAUGAAUUAAGAUUUAAAAACAGGAGAAACUACUAAAUUAGUUGAGUGAAUGUACUAAAAAUAGGGAACUAUAAAUGUGUAAGUAAUUAUGCAUGACCAGACUGUUUUAGAAAUAUCUGCUAAUAAAUGGAAUAUUACACUGAGUA
Erpetoichthys calabaricus (reedfish) is the source of this 2335-nucleotide messenger RNA. RefSeq names its product polymerase (DNA directed), lambda (gene poll). Gene Ontology annotation, biological process: double-strand break repair via nonhomologous end joining. Bases 218 to 1891 code for a protein of 557 amino acids. NCBI's taxonomy places the organism in Eukaryota, Metazoa, Chordata, Cladistia, Polypteriformes, Polypteridae. The transcript has 9 exons. The record is from RefSeq and is a predicted model, not a curated record. Gene Ontology annotation, molecular function: DNA binding; DNA-directed DNA polymerase activity. Gene Ontology annotation, cellular component: nucleus.